AUGGACCAGCGUGGAGGAGUUCCGACCGGUCUUCGGUUCGGAGAUAGCGCUGGCGCCUCCCCUGUGUCCGCCAAGACAGACACCUCCACUUUACACUCGAGCAACUUCAUGCCAGUCUCUUUACCCACUGCCGGCAAUGGCGGCGACGACCUGCAGCGCAGCUUCGCCCCGGGUGAGUCGACAAUCAACGACAUGGCGCGCACCAACGCGCUGGCCGACCGCAACACCAUCGUGGACAUGAGUCUGCGGCUCGCGCGCUUCGUGCUGUGCGUGGCAGUGGCACUUAUCUUCGCAUUCGGCUUUGCUCUGCUCACGAGCAACAAGAAGACGCUCACAUACGUGUACGAGAACAAACUGCCAGCCAACGAGACGCUGUCUACCAAGGCCUCGUCCGUCGUGGAGGACUACAACACGCUCUUCGGUUAUAUACUGUUCGCGGGAGGCAAGGUCUUCGAGGUAUUCUGCGAGACGCUCAUCUUCCCCACGCUCGCCACAUAUCUGCACAAUUGUAGUCUGUACCCCGGAGACCAGCCAGCGCGGAUGCACUCAGUUGCCAAGGCACGCUGCAUCUUUUGGGGGCUAAAGACUGUCAUUAUCCUCAUGAACGUCGGAUUUACGAGUGUCUAUCCGGGCAACUUCCUCGACGCCUUGCUGUCUCGGACGAUCUCGCAACCAUGUUGA
Messenger RNA from Phytophthora nicotianae INRA-310, 681 nucleotides. RefSeq lists its product as hypothetical. The transcript has 2 exons. NCBI's taxonomy places the organism in Eukaryota, Oomycota, Peronosporomycetes, Peronosporales, Peronosporaceae. The record is from RefSeq and is a predicted model, not a curated record. The coding region runs from base 1 to 681 and encodes 226 amino acids.